UCCGUUCCACUAGGUGAAAACGCGGUAGGCCCUCACGUCCUGGCCAACGCCCCUCCGCUUUUCAUUCCUUUCAUUGGGGUGACCCAAAGUGAAAGAAGAGUUCGAGAGUUAACCGCUGCUUCGGGCGAUUUUUUUUUUUUUUUAAAAAAGUGCCUCGUGUUUGUUUCUUUUUGCGGUUUUCUUUCCAAACGGGUUAAACCUUAACUUAAGACGUUCCCGGCAGCUGCAGUUUCUUUCCGUCUCCAGCUGCUCUUUAUUUUUAGACGACCGGUGGGUGCAGUUGGGGCAGUUAGUUGACUGUGCGCUCAGAGAGACCUUCGCAGGAUGGCAGACACGACCCAGAGCGGUUCCUCCGGCUCCGGCCCCUCCUGCUUGCAGAGGUUCAGGAGCUACGCGCGCACGCAGAAAGGAGGCAUUCUGAUCGCCGAAAUCGUCAUUAGUGUGGUGGUCAUCAUCUGCUAUGCAGCCUCUCGCUACGGAGGCUUCUCCACAGUGCCCAUCGUCGAGCUGGUGCUGGCUGUCGUGUACUUCAUCAUCUUCAUGAAUGGUCUGGAUGCCCAGAUUCAGUUUAUCAGCUGGGUUUGGAGUGACUUUUUACGGGCUUUGAUUGGUGGCGUCCUCUACCUCGUCAUUGCUUUGAUCUGCGUGAUUGGUGGAGCGGGAGAUGGAGCGCGCAUCGCAGGCGGGGUGUUUAGUUUACUGGCAACCAUCCUGUUUGCUUAUGACACCUACAUCACCUUCAGGGCCAUCAAAAGUAGCUCAAGCGCACGACAUACUGGAGCCCCCACAGAUGAGUUUGCUUAAGAGGCUCCACUGCCCCAUGAGUAAGCAAAACAGGAGGAUCCAGCGGUGGCACCGGCAAUGCUGAGUAAAGGAAAGAAGGGAAUCGAGCAGAGAGGACAGAAUCCAGGUGAGCGUACAACAGAACCGACAGCACCAAACCAAAUGAUGGACAUCAACAGGAGUUUUGAGUCAUAUCAAAGAGCUGGUCACAAUGGACUGAUUGGUGAUGGACGGUUUAUCUCAACACCUUGGCGGAGCUGAGUGUCCACCUCAGCAACCCUUUUCACUGUUUUUGUUGUUGUUGAUCAUUUACUGCUUACACUGUCAGAAGUGUUACAAUGCUCAGAAUACCCAACACUAUAAUGAAAGCUUUGAUUUAAAAAGUUUUGACGCAGCUUAAUUCACCUUGCCGGGUGCUUUCCUUGUGGCACAACUUGAACCGAAACGUAAAAUAUUCCCUGGAAACGAAAUUCACGUUCACUUGUUAUAAAUUGCUCAAUGCUUUAAGUAAUCAUCAAAAUAAAUGGGAAAAUAUUUUAGGCUCAAUUAUAUUGUUCCAUUGUCUCAUUGAGUUCAUCUCAGUCCUCAUAUUCAUGUUAGAUUACACCUAGGUAAAUUUAUAACCUCACCAAAAAUAUUCCCCAUAUCACCGUUAGUUUUAUCAGGCAUCCAGUUGCUUGGUCAAAAUUUCAUUCUUUUUCUAUAAAGCUGUUUAUAUUAUUCAGCUUCUGCUUAGAAUAGUGUUUUAUAAAAUAUUAUAUACUUCAUGUACCUGGAGGGAAAAAUUAAGAUACCCUUUCCCCAGGCACAUUUCAUAAGUAUCUGUACUUGACCUACUGAGUUCACAAUUUUUACACUGAUUUCAG
This is a messenger RNA of Scleropages formosus (Asian bonytongue), 1649 nucleotides long. Its product is annotated as proteolipid protein 2-like. NCBI's taxonomy places the organism in Eukaryota, Metazoa, Chordata, Actinopteri, Osteoglossiformes, Osteoglossidae. Bases 325 to 804 code for a protein of 159 amino acids. The transcript has 5 exons. Gene Ontology annotation, cellular component: membrane. The record is from RefSeq and is a predicted model, not a curated record.